Messenger RNA from Cladocopium goreaui, 2295 nucleotides. Lineage: Eukaryota; Dinophyceae; Suessiales; Symbiodiniaceae. The record is from the annotation of a GenBank genome assembly.
AUGAUCCAACUCAGUCACUGCCCUGAAACUCGCCACGACGGCCACGAUCCCGUGAAGGGCUUUGCUGCACCGAGUGCCAAGGCACCCGUACCGCCGGCGCAGGCGCUGCCUGGCUCUGACCAUCUCAAGCUGCACUAUGACCGCAGAUGGGGCUCUUGGCGGUCCAAUGCGGUGGGGGUGGUGGCUGUGGUCUGGGCAGACAUGCAGGUGGAGAUGGAGAAUGGGCUGGGGCAACUGUCCAGCCUGAUACAGGAGAUAAGAAAGAGACUCUGCGAGGCCUUUGGCAAGGAUGCAGUGGUUGGGGUUGUGGACGACCACUUCUCCGAGCUAAAGCGGCUGUUCGUGUGCCUGCUGUGCCACAGUGAAGAGUGCAUCGAGCAGCGCAAGCUCUGGAGACCUUUGGAGCUGCCGGGGGUCAAGGUGACCUGGUGCGACACCAUCGACAGUGGAUCACGACAGCACAUCCCGCGGCUGGAGACGUGUUGGAACCCGGAUGGUUUGCAGAUAGAUGGGAUGAGUUUGGAGCUCCCCAACCGCUGGGUGGUGUUGGAGACGGCCGGGCCGAACAUUUGCCGCGUGGGCUCCCACUGGUACGACUUCGCGCGCAUCUUUGGACAGGUGGCUGAGGCUUGUUUGGUCCCGACUAAAUCUGAUAUCGUGCAUCUUGUAGUGCGCUAUCUCGACAGCGGCGGCCGUGGUGCGUAUUCUGCCUUCAAAGCAUUGACAGGGAAAGCCCUUUACAAUCCUUUGACAUCCGUUCACGGCAAAGACAUGUGUGUCCUGCACGCGGUCUAUGGCACUUACUCCAGCCUAUUGAGGACAGCCGCAAGAGGGAUUUUGCCGUCGAAACGCUUGGAGUGGAGCAGUCAGGUGGUAGCUUUACCGAAGAAGCCUGCAAAGUUCCAGGUGAAAGGUCCUAUCUAUGAGCUGUAUCCGUUGAAGCGCUCCAGCGUGUCCCCUUCGGAGCUGUUGAGGAUAGCUCCCUGGGGUCCGGCAAAGCUGCGACUGGGAAAACAUCGCAAGUGCCACCUGUGCAUUCAGGACGAAUCAGCGGCUGUCUCCAAUGCACAUGCUGAGCUGUGCUUGAUGGUCCCCUUGGACUAUGAUGGCGUAGCAGAUGCAACGGUCCGAUUGAUGGUUUCAGACAGUUCCAAGAAUGGUACCUGGGUGAACGAGCAGCGGCUGGCCAAGGAAAGGUUUGAGGAACUGAAAGAUGGCCAUGUGCUGCGGAUUGCUGAUGUGGCGCGAUAUGCUGUUCGCCGCUUCAACACCAUGGGCGAGUGCCAAAGAGCCCUGCCUCCAGAAGAAGCGCCAGAGUUUAGAGUGCCCGCAUGUCCACACUUCCUCCGAGACAGUACCGCAAGAUCAUUGGUGGGACAGGGAACUGCUCAAGUGGUCAAUGGACACCCGGAGGACGUAGCGGAAGGUGAGAGAAAACGCCAGCGGGAAAAGUGGCAGAAGCUGAAGGAACCAGAUGUCAAGUCGGCUGACAAGAUCGCGAUGCUGGACAAGAUCGAUCCGGAGGUGGCGCAAGUGCGCGAGAAGAUCAGCAGCCAGCAGCAGAUCAUGAAGCAGAUCAAGGAGUCGACUGAAAUCACUUUGAAGGACUGGAUCCAGAGUCAACUCUCCGAGUUCUAUUCGAAGCUGAAGAAGGUGGAUACGUCAUCCCAAAAGAUCGGUCGGGAGGCCUCGCGGCUCAGGGACACUGCUGGGAAGCAACACGAGAAAGAGCUGCAAGCACUUCAGAAGUGGGGGUGGCGCAGCUGUUUUUUAUGUGGUGAAUCACUGGUGGAUGAGUUGCAGCAUGGUGCGGUGGCAUCCAGGUACCCUGUCAUGGCGCUGUCGCUUCGCCGUGUGGUGGCGUUGGCCGUGGUGGCGCUAGGUGUGUCGAGCCUGUCGGCCGCCAUUAGCUUCGUGGCCCUGGGUGGAAGGACGACCGGCCGGUCGCGGGUGCAGAUGCAGGCCACCCGAGCCAAUGACAAGAGUGACAACUUCAUUGACAAAGCCUUUACUGUCAUGACGGACAUAGUGGUCGCUGCCAUGCCCCUGGCGCAGCAGGAGAAAGACGCCUACCAAUUCUACCGUGAUGGCAUGCAGGCGCAGGUGGCUGGCGACUAUUCCGCAGCAUUGCGCGCAUACGCGGAAUCCUUGAAGUUGGAAGAAGAUCCGAUCGACCGAAGUUACAUUUUCUACAACCUUGGCAUCAUUUUUGGCUCCAACGGCGAGUAUGUCAAGGCUGUGAAGUACUACCAUUUGGCCUUGGACCAGAACAAGGAGCUGUGCCAGGCGUGGUAA